This is a messenger RNA of Aspergillus ibericus CBS 121593, 7995 nucleotides long. RefSeq names its product 1-phosphatidylinositol-3-phosphate 5-kinase FAB1. The transcript has 2 exons. Gene Ontology annotation, molecular function: metal ion binding; ATP binding; 1-phosphatidylinositol-3-phosphate 5-kinase activity. The coding region runs from base 303 to 7679 and encodes 2458 amino acids. Gene Ontology annotation, cellular component: fungal-type vacuole membrane; endosome membrane. Gene Ontology annotation, biological process: phosphatidylinositol phosphate biosynthetic process. Lineage: Eukaryota; Fungi; Ascomycota; Eurotiomycetes; Eurotiales; Aspergillaceae. The record is from RefSeq and is a predicted model, not a curated record.
CCCCCGCUUUGCUCCUCUCACCCCUCGGAGACAAAGGUUGUCUUUUCCUGUCCCUUCGCUGCCCCCGACUGACUAAUAAUCUCCCAUCUGAACGCCUCCAGAGAAUGUGGAGUCGAUCUCCUGAUGCAUGGAUACUCACCGCACAGACUCCGAUCACCGAGCAACGGAAGCUUCUCCGCAGCAAGAUACCGCAAAUGCUUGCUACCCCUUGCUCGUGCUAAGCCCCUCUGAUUAACGCUCGAUAAGACUCCGCGGGGAUACCUUCGUUUCAUUUAUCCGUCUCUGGGUACGACGGAGCCUGUAUGGCUUCCCAACGAUCCCAAGGGACAUCAAGCCCCUCCGCGUCGUCGGUCUUCCUCCCACUCGGUCGCCGCGGUUCUCGAGCGUCUGUAUCGACCCAAGCCGAACGUGAAAGUCUACAUGCAGCCCUUGACCAAAUCCAUACCGCAGCCUAUCAGUCGGACUCCUUGACCGUUUUCAACGAUUUCACGAGCCCGCCUGCCCCGACGUCCGCAACAGACGAAAAGACCUUCUCUGGCGAGCUGCAAGGUGGACUGAGCGGGCUAUAUAGUCGUUUUAGGACCUCAGUGGGUGGGAUCGUGAGCGGGGUUGGGAAGUCUUCUGAUAAGACUCCUGCUGAAGACAGCGGCGUGAAAAGUCCCCCGUCAGAGCGCUCGUCGACCAAGCCUGCGCCUGAUUCGAUAUCAGAGUCUCAGCUGUAUCAUGUGAGCUCAUCCCAGGGAUCCAGGCUGCACUCACCAGCGCCUGGGAGCCAACAGUCCAUCCAUGAGGGGCCUCAUGUUGCUGGACCGGGGAAGAACUCCAAACAUGCCUCCAAACCGGCGAGUACAUCCUCUAAGACGAUGAUUCUACCGUCACCUGCGCUGAAAUCACCUGUGCCACCCUUGCCGAAAGCCACGGGGAGCUCAACAGCCGUGGACCCCACGGUAACCGAACUCCACGUGAAUGCUACUCAUGCUUCGGGAAAUAAUUCUUUCAAUCUGUCCUCCAACAGCCUACACACUGUGGAUUCCACUGGUACGGACAGAGAAGAGGGUCCUCAUCCGGCAUCACUGUCCUCCUCGGGUUGGAGCCAACGGCUUUCAAACUCUCCAAUCUUGCAGGUCAAAACACUUAACAGUGCCUACGAAAACCCAGGAAUUCAGGAUCUUAGCAGAUCAUCCACAGUGGGCAGUCAGGUACCUGAUAGUUUCAGAAGGUCAGAUUCGCAAGGGAUCCAUGAGAUAGAGGCUAAUUUGCCUGGUCCGCUGCGGAAGGCCAAACGAUCUAUUGAUGCAGGCCAAGAUGGCGCGUCAUUUCUUCCGGAAAGACUACGGUCGAAUUCAGGAGCCUCUUUCAACCUGGACAGGGCUGCCUCCGGGUCCAGGGCGAAUAGCGUUACUCAGUAUCCCAGCGAGGGAGCUCCAUUUAUUGAAGCACAGGUGCCGUCUGCAGUGGGUACGCCUAUACCGCUACCCGAUGGCGAGGCUCAGUUGAAGGAAUUAUCAAAGGCUUCCGCGAAACAUAAGUCCGACAGACCAUCUAUCUCGAGCUCCAGCCGUCUGCCGGGCUAUGUGACGUCCCAAGCCUCCACAGCGGACUCAGUAUCAGGCCCGCCGGCUUUGACACCAUUGAACACAGCUGUGGACCGCGUUUCCGGCACAGACGGACGAGGUUGGCGCCCGCAUGCUAGUGGUGAAGGUGUCAUGUCGCAACUCAGGAGCAAGCUACUCAGCAAGGAGUUUUGGAUGCGAGACGAAAAUGCCAAGGACUGUUUCCACUGCGGAGAACCGUUCUCCACGUUUCGACGAAAACACCAUUGCCGGACUUGCGGACAGAUUUUCGAUUCCAAAUGCACGCUCUUGAUCCCGGGAGACCGCUUUGGUCAACCGGGUACCAUACGUGUGUGCAAACCUUGUGAGGCUAUGAUCAAUGGUCAUGAUGACGACUCUUCCGAAUUUUCGGAUAGCGAACAGAGCCCCAUACCGGUGAAUCCUCGCAUGUCCGAGUUCGGCGCAGGCUUCUAUCCACGUAUCCCCUCCGAAGAAGAUGAUACAUCAUCGGUGGUAUCGCAAUCCAUAGAGCAUGUGAUGAAGACACCUACGAUGGCCAUUCCUGCAACGAGACGCGCAGGGGAAGGCCACAACCGCCGCUCGGCUGUGUUGGAAAUCAGUCCGGAUAGGCCACUGGCACGGCCGACUUCCUCAAGGUCCUUGAAGUCGACAUUGAGUGGGAGGCCUUACUCCAUGGGCCACAAGCGCCAUCAUUCUCGGCAGCAGUACAUCCGCAACUUCAAACCUUACCACGAUGACCGAGCACCUUUCCAGCGGCGCCAGGCAGAUGACGCUAGCCACGAGUCCAGGCUGCCUGCAUUUCAUAAAGAUAAUAUCAUUGACCCAGAUCUGGCACAGUACCUGUCGGAUGACGCUUCCAGUGGCGAGGAACAGCCAAAUCUCAUGUCUGCUGUGUCGGAAGGGUCGUUGUCUAAAAGCGGUGGAGAAAGCGAGCGAACCACAUUCAGUGGACUUCUAGCGGCCAUGAAGAAGGGCCGGUCCGCAUUUGGGGACCGAAGUGUUGCAGGCCUGAACCCCGAUGAUGGUAGCGUUAGCAGCUCGAGAGCGGUAAAUUUACCUCGUCCUUCCCGCCGACGCAACCUUAGUGUUGCAAGUAGUGUCCAUCAACGCCACUCUCCGAGAGCAUCGAAAGAUAGCGUGUUUAACCCCCACGAGCCAUCGACCGCCGUCCAUGUCUUCCCCACUGGGGUCUCUACAAGCGGAUUCAAGAUGACGAGGAGCUCAUCGAUGAGAGGCGCAGGCGCACCUCCGGUUGAGCUAAAUAAAGCGAGCCUACAGCACGUUCGCAAACUCCUACGGCAGCUCCUAAGGGAUGCGUCCGUGCCAAAUGCCCUGAAAUGGGAGACAGCACUGCUUCCAAUUCUCUUGAAGGCGGCGGAUGAGGUUGUACCAGACGUGCAGAGGGGCGAUGAUAUGGAUAUCCGGCAUUACAUUAAGCUAAAAAAGAUCCUAGGCGGCCGUCCAGGAGAUACCUCCUACGUUUCAGGAUUAGUAUUCACGAAGAACCUUGCUCUCAAAAGUAUGCCAAGGAGCAUUCCGCAACCCAAGAUCUUGAUAAUCGCAUUCCCCCUUGAAUAUGCGCGACAUCAGCAACACUUUAUGAGCCUGGCACCCGUCAUUCGUCAGGAGCGCGAGUUCCUUGAAAACCUAGUGAGCAGAAUAGCUGCUCUACGGCCCAACUUGCUGCUCGUGGAAAAGAAUGUGUCCGGCUUGGCCCUGGAACUGUUAGAAAAGGCCAACAUUGCGACUGCCUACAAUGUCAAGUCGUCGGUUCUUGAAGCCGUUUCCCGAUGCACUCAGACAAGAAUCAUCACGUCCAUGGAUAAACUGGUGACCACCCCAGUGCAUAGUGACUGCGGCAGCUUCGAUGUCAAGACAUAUGUUUACAACGGUCGAAAGAAAACAUACAUGUACUUAUCUGGCUGUCGCAAAGAACUGGGUUGUACGAUUGUUUUGCGCGGCGGUGAUAGCAACGUACUUGCAAAGGUCAAGAGAAUCACUGAAUUCAUGGCCUACGUGGUUUACAAUCUCAAACUGGAGACCUGUCUGAUGCGAGACGAAUUCGCGCAGAUGCCAACCUUCUCCGAAGUCGAGACGGAACAGAAGUCCGAUGCAGAGCCUAGUUCCAACGAGAAGAUGAGCAGCGCCCCCAUAAAAGACUCGGUCGCAGGAACAGACCCUGCUGGCGAGGUGCCUGAUGAUGUCCCCAUGCCAACAUAUUACGAAGAUAUCGUUCGGGACCAUGAAACCAAGGUUCUGUCUGCGUCUCCAUUUGUCAAGUUCGAGCCGCCCUACCUGCUUAUGCGUGCUAGAGAAAUGGAACGCAGAUUGGCUUACCUCAAGCGUCUCCGUGACAAAGACCUCGACCUUGACCAGACCUCGGAUGAGAAGGCCAAGUCUCAGAAGUUCAUACUGGUCACUCCAGAAAUGGUCCAUGAGGCCCCUCAAGGUGCUCCGCCUAAGGUUAAAGAAGUCUUGCGCGCAGCCCAUGAUGCCGAAUAUGAUAGAGCUCUCCAUCAUUAUCAAACACAGAAGCGGCAGUGGGAAGCUUAUGUUGCCGGAAGCGUCGGUCUCUUCGAUCCGUACGCCCACCAGAACAUUGUCGUUCUCUUCAGUCUAGUCUGCACGACAUCAUCGAUUCCCUGCUCUGGCCCAGAUCUUCUGGCCCUCGAGUACUACAACGAGCAUGGCGGAGACUCGAUAUUUGAGCCAGAUUGUACCCUCGGCCAGUAUGUCGAGGAUGUCUGUUUACACGCAAAUGCAGUGUGCACAGCGAAUGGCUGCGAGAAGCGGAUGUUUGAGCAUCACCGUCAAUAUGUGCAUGGUGAAGCCCAGAUAAGCGUUUUCACCCAGCCCUAUCCCUCUAAACUUCGAGGUCUCCAAGAUACAAUCUUGAUGUGGAGCUGUUGCAAGGUCUGCGGCAAUGAGACACAGGUCUUCCCGAUGUCCGAGAGCACUUGGAAAUAUUCAUUCGGCAAAUACUUGGAACUCUCGUUCUGGAGCAAAAACCUGCACGCUCGGGCGGGAGUCUGCCCUCAUGACUUACAGCGUGACCACCUUCGCUUUUUCGGCUUCAAGGAUGUUGCCAUACGAAUCCAUUACGACAGCAUCAAUCUACUCGAAAUCAUUGUUCCCAGGACUCGGGUUACAUGGAAAGUGGACAAUGACUUGAAGUUGAGGAACGAAGUCUACCAGCGAGUGGAACAUCGCAUCAACAGGUUCAUGGUCUCUGUUAAGGCACGGCUCAAGGGAAUCAGCGUGGAGACCGUCAUCCCGAAGCUGGCAGAAGAGUGCAAAACUCAAAUAGAGCACCUGAGCAAAAAGGCCAAUGAGGACCAUGUCGUCUUGGUGAAGCAGUUGCAAGAUAAAUACACGAAUUCUCGAUACUGGGAAGUCAUUCCUCUGAAUGAAGUGCUUCGCUCCGUCCAGGAGAAAGUUGUCGAGUGGGAUACUGCCUUUGCUGAAUUUGAGAAGAAUUUCUUCCCCUCAGAAAAGGAUAUCAGACGACUGGCCACGUUGCAGCUGAAAAAAAUCUUCCUGGACAAGGAGGUGAUUCCCGAAGAACCCCCUACCACGCCAGUGGAUCGUGAUAAUGAAGAUGCCCAAGAGUCACAACCAUUGCGGCCGACGCGUCGUAUGACUCUGUCCCCGGAGAAGGCCCAGGACGUCCUCGUAUCAGUUGUUGAAGAGCACUCGGGGAAGAAGAACGCUGCUGCGAAUCAGGGUCACGAGGCCACCAAACCCGAUGAUAUGGAAUCUGCAACCCUCUCUUCUAGCUCGGGGAGCUCGCAGUUCUCGCCCCCGCAAGCUGAGAUGGUGACGGAGAAAGACGUGCAGCAUCUUGAUCUUGCAGCACCUCUGAAUCACUCCGAACAACCUGUACUAACCCCGCCUGCUACAAGCACAAUAGACACUCCAGAGUCCCCGCUACCUAUGGUCACUUCUCCUGAGCCUGAUGUGGUGGAGGCUUCUCCUUCGGAGGAAUCGUCUAUUUCUCCCAGGAAGAAAAGUGAUGAGGUCGAAAGAACCACCCCAAGUCGCUUGCCAUCCGCUAUCCCCCGACUUGCCGAAGGUAGUAUGCGGCGCGGUGGGAAAUCGACUUCUCCACCAUUAUUCCGUUCUCAAACCCAGCCUGUUCUCGGCAAUGACGGUACUCCUGUGAGGGGCAUGAAGAUCGCAUUUGGUAGAUUGCCGCCGUCCGAGGGUGCUCCGAGUCCUCCCCUGGAAGCUAAAUUCCGGUCAUCGGACAAGAAGAUCUCCGACCGCUUCGGCCUUCACGCCUUUAGAAAUGGAAGAAUGACUCCAACUCCAUCUCUCAUACCCCGUUCGAUCCCCACCAGGAAGAACUCCUCCCGCGUAUCUAAUCUGGCCAAGCACUUUGAGCAGUUGAGCCGAGAGUUUGAGAAAGAACGCCAGCGUGAGAGGGCACGACGGGCUGCUAAGGGCACCCAUUCUCGCGCGAUCCCAAUAGCCUCCUCGAAACCCAUCGUGGAGGUAUACAAGAACGUCAGGGAGGCGGUCGAAGAACGAGAGCCUUCGGGCGAGGGAGAAGAUCUCAUACCUCCAGCGACGCACGAAAUCCAUCUGGAUCAGUCGAGCAGAAACAGCGAAGACCUACUGAGGCGGGACUCGGAGGAAGAGGAUAGAAAAGAGGUUAUUUCUCCUGAGCCGUCGGCACCGAAGGAGGACAAGGAAAACACUAACCUGGAGGAUGAACAUAUCUUGUCCGAAGUUGAAGGUGACGAUGGCCACAGUGACGAAGAUCGUGAGGGGCUCCAAAGGACCGAUUCGAAUGAUGAGAUAAAGGGGUCGCCCGAGGAUGAGUCGAUGGACCUGAAGGAGUUCCCUAAACAUGAAAGGAGCACGCUCUUGAAGCUCCUAACCAAUUUCUGGUCAGAGCGUUCUGCCAGCGGCUGGGCACCUCUGGACUACCCACUCACCAUGUCCGACCAUGUCUUCGCAGAUUGCGAUAUCAUUGUGCGUGAGGAUGAACCAAGCUCCUUGGUCGCGUUCGCGUUGGACUCCAGCGAUUACAAGGAGAAGCUCGAGGCGAUUCAAAGGCGAUACGAGGAGCCUGACGAGAAAAGCACAAUCCUGGAAGAUGGCACGGAUGGUUUGGAUGAAACCCGCGUUGAACACGCGCUUCUAAGGUCUACUGGCACGCACCUCAAGUAUCAAUUCCAGGAAGGCCAGGCCAAGAUGCUCUGCAAGAUCUUCUAUGCCGAGCAGUUCGACGCCCUGCGGAAGAAAUGUGGAGUUGCGGAGCGGAUUGUAGAGUCACUGUCUCGCUGCGCCAAAUGGGACUCAAAGGGUGGCAAAACCAAGUCCUUGUUCUUGAAAACCCUCGAUGAUCGCUUCAUUCUCAAAUCUCUCUCACCCAUUGAAACGCAGGCAUUCUUGAAGUUCGCUCCGGCGUAUUUCCAGAUCAUGUCCGAGGCGCUCUUCCACGAGCUACCGUCUGCGAUCGCGAAGAUGUUCGGCUUCUACCAGGUGAUCAUCAAAAAUCCAGCUACGGGGACGGAGUUCAACUGGUUCCUUCUGUUGAUGGAGAACUUGUUCUAUGACCGUGUGCCCACGCGGAUCUUCGACCUGAAGGGCUCCAUGAGAAACCGUAAAGUCCAGAGCACCGGAGAACGCAACGAGGUCCUCCUGGAUGAAAAUAUGGUGGACUUUAUCUACGAGACACCGCUAUUCGCCCGGGAGCACUCGAAGAAGCUUCUGAGCCAAAGCGUUUGGAACGAUACUCUGUUCCUAGGGCGUCAGAACGUGAUGGAUUACUCGCUUAUGAUCGCCAUCGACGAGAGUCGAUCGGAGCUGGUGGUCGGCGUGAUUGACUGCAUCCGCACAUACACCUGGGACAAGAAAUUGGAAUCAUGGAUCAAAGAUCGCGGAUUCGCUGGCGGUGGGAAGAACCGACCUACCGUCACCAGUCCGAAGGAGUACAAGAGUCGAUUCAGGGAGGCGAUGGCCCGAUACGUGCUCCAGGCCCCAAGCUGCUGGCAACAAUUCCAACAACCCCAGGUAUACCGAUAUGCCCCAGUCGAACACUACCCCAGCCAUACCUACUCUACCACGGACGGUGAUGUUGAGGAGAUGGCGAGUUGAGCAGGUCCGCCGCGGAUUAUUCUGUACCGAUAGACCUCAUGACGAAUAUGACUUUACGACACGACCUGAUGUAUUAAACGUUCACUCAUUGCUACACUUACACCAGCGACAUGCAGCAACCAUCCAGCUUUACGCACCACCAUCUUUGCCAUUUUCUCUUUACAAGCAAGCAUUCCUUCCACCUCAUGACUGUACGAGAACACCCCUAGACUAGCCUGUCUACCUACCUAACCAUAAUACCAACCCUCAAUCUUUAAUAAAUUUAAUCAAAUCAAACAACAAUAUAUACUCCAAUCCCACUCCAACGUAGUCAACC